This is a messenger RNA of Myxozyma melibiosi, 1026 nucleotides long. Its product is annotated as mitochondrial carrier domain-containing protein. Gene Ontology annotation, cellular component: mitochondrial inner membrane. The coding region runs from base 1 to 1026 and encodes 341 amino acids. Gene Ontology annotation, biological process: mitochondrial phosphate ion transmembrane transport. NCBI's taxonomy places the organism in Eukaryota, Fungi, Ascomycota, Lipomycetes, Lipomycetales, Lipomycetaceae. Gene Ontology annotation, molecular function: phosphate transmembrane transporter activity. The record is from RefSeq and is a predicted model, not a curated record. The transcript has 4 exons.
AUGUCACCUCUAUUCCCCUCGAUUGCGGAGAUCGACGCUCGUUUGAGAGCACCGACGGCCGAGAGCCAGAAGAAGUCCAGCGGGUUCUGGGCUAACAGCGCGCUCCCGGUUGCAGAGAAGAAGCCGACGAUCGAGCUGUUUAGCACUGAAUACUACUGGACCUGCGCGCUCGGUGGUGCUUUGGCCUGUGGACCUACGCAUUCUGCUGUCACACCUCUUGAUCUGGUGAAGUGCCGAAGACAGGUUGAUCCCACGAUCUACAGCAGCAACAUGCAAGGAUGGAAGACGAUUAUCAAAUCCGAAGGCUUUGGUGGAGUGUUCACCGGAGUUGGUGCCACGUUUAUUGGUUACACUUUCCAAGGAGCAGGAAAGUACGGACUGUACGAGCUCUUCAAGAAGAAAUACAGCGACCUUGUGGGCGAGAGACUGGCGUUCGACUACAGAACAGAGGUCUACCUCGCCGCGUCUGCCUCUGCCGAGUUCUUCACCGACCUCGCGCUCUGCCCGUGGGAGGCCAUUAAAGUGCGCACGCAGACCACUAUCCCGCCGUUUGCCUCGUCUGUGUUUGACGGAUGGAACAAGAUCACCGCGACCGAGGGCUUCGGUGGCCUGUACAAGGGCUUGGUGCCGCUGUGGUUCCGACAGAUUCCCUACACGAUGCUGAAGUUUGCCUCCUUCGAGCGAACGGUCGAGAAGAUCUACGACACGCUGCCGAAGCCGAAGAGCGAGUACUCGACGCUGCAGCAGACCGGUGUGUCGUUCCUCGGUGGAUACAUUGCCGGAAUCCUGUGUGCGGCCGUGUCGCAUCCCUCGGACGUGAUGGUCUCGAAGAUCAACGCCGACAGACUGCCUGGCGAGUCGAUGGGCGCGGCGGUGGGCAGAAUAUACUCAAAGAUCGGGUUCGUGGGUCUGUGGAACGGGUUGCCGGUCCGUAUCUUCAUGAUUGGUACGUUGACUGCGAUGCAGUGGUUGAUCUACGACUCGUUCAAGCUCUACGUUGGACUGCCUACUACCGGCGGCCACUAG